Messenger RNA from Macadamia integrifolia, 1915 nucleotides. RefSeq names its product F-box/FBD/LRR-repeat protein At5g56420-like. Lineage: Eukaryota; Viridiplantae; Streptophyta; Magnoliopsida; Proteales; Proteaceae. Bases 327 to 1772 code for a protein of 481 amino acids. The transcript is spliced from 5 exons. The record is from RefSeq and is a predicted model, not a curated record. Gene Ontology annotation, molecular function: protein binding.
UACCAAUUGUGUGAUCUGAACUUGAUGAUGACAUGAAACUCUUGGCAACAUCUUCUGAUGAUACGUUGUUUCGAAACAUAACAUUCAAGAGUUCCCUAUAGAGAUUCUUAUCAAUCAUUUCAGUUUUUUUCUAUACUUGUUUAUGCAGUUGACGUGUGAGGGUUUGAAUAGGUUUCAUUUUGGGUCAUUCAAACACUAUGAAUACCUUGUAAGGAUUAUAGAGAGUGGUUCAAAGCGCUUGUGCCGUGCUUGGCCAGACUCCAAUUAAUAUUCUAACGUGUUUUUGCAGAUCGAGGAAGAGUUACAGUAAGAUUGUCUUGACUGUUAUGGGUAAUUGUGUAUGUUCUAGAGAGAUAUCUGCCUCUGCAAAGAAUUCAAUUAUCAGUACCAAGGAAAUCGAGCGAAUAGAGGAGGAUCGCAUAAGCCAUCUACCAGACGAGGUCUUGGGCCACAUUAUAACAUUUUUGACAUUAAGAGAAGCAGUGAGAACUAGUGCAUUAUCGCGAAGGUGGAAGUAUGUUUGGAGGACAUCAGUUUCAGAUCUUGAUUUUGAUGCUAAGAACAUGCUUGGAACCCAGAAUCAUCCAAUACAUGGGCAAGAAAUAACAUCCAAAUUUAUAAGAGUGGUUGAUCAAACCUUGAAGCUUCUUCAGGAUUUUAAGGUUGAAAGGUUUAGAAUCUGCUGUGACUUGGAUAACAGGCAUGGGUCUAUUCUUCACAGAUGGGUCAAGUCAGCAAUAAUAUCAGGGACCAAAGAACUUCAUCUUGACUUGUAUCCCAGGCCAGAUUAUCAGCUUUACAGCCUUCCCUCUGGGCUUCUUGGUAGUGGGAAAAAAUCCUCCUUGAAACACUUGCAUUUGACUUUUUGCACCUUGAACAUCUUGAGGCCUUACCCUAGUUUUGAAGGUUUUGAAUCACUUACCACCCUCUCCCUGAAACAUGUAUUUCUAACUGAGGAAGAUGUGGGGGAUCUAUUGUGCCAUUGUUCUCUCCUUGAAUGUCUAAAGUUGGCUGAAUGCAUGAAUCUAGUGAUUCUAAGGAUCUUCAGUCCAUCCCUCAAGUAUCUUGGAGUGAAUGAACUUUCUGAUUUGGUUGAAAUCAAGCUAUGUGCUACAAGUCUUGUCACAUUUGAGUUCACAGGGCACAUGGUAAAUUUCUGCUUUGUAAAUGUUCCAUUACUAAUAACUGUGAUGCUCCAUAUUGUGGGCUUCAACAACUCGGAUGCAGCUCCCAUUGCUCUUACAACAUUUCCAGCCCAUCUCCCUCAACUUGAGAAUUUAGUCAUUUACAACACCAAGCUUUAUUUUGAGACAGUGUUUCCAUCAGAAAGUUUACCAACUUAUACUAACCUUACUCGGUUAGUGAUGGUUGCUAAAGUGCCAGAAAUGGAUUUUUUCUUCUGGAUUGUUACCUUUAUGAAGGUUUCUCCUUUCUUGAAGACACUCCAACUCCAUCUGUGUCACUUAAAAGAUGAAUCUGAAACAAGAGAAAUUAUCAGGGUUUCCAACAUCCCUCAUAGAUACCUGAAGUUCCUUGAGGUAAAUGGAUUCGCUGGAUAUCAAGAACAAAUUGACAUGAUAACUUACAUUCUUAAAAAUGCUAUUGCACUUGAGUCAGUGUUGAUUGACCCUCGUCCUAGAUUCUAUCUUGGAAAUGGCAAAUGGAAGACCCAUAAUAACCAAUGGUUCAUGCCUACCAGAGAAAGAAAGCGGAUAUAUGAGUUGCUUCUUCAAGAAUUUCAGACUGUAGGUGCUCAGCUUACAAUUCUGUAAAUCUUGCUUAUUGAUCAUCUUUCUUUUAAUUAUAGCAAGUAUUGCUUGGAGUUGAGAAUUAGCUAAAAGUUUAUAUUAGAGUUGUAAUUAUUGACUGGAAAUUGUUUUUUAUGUUUUAAGAAAUUGCAGCACAUUUGAUUGAA